Molecule: messenger RNA, 3439 nt
Organism: Prorocentrum cordatum
Lineage: Eukaryota; Dinophyceae; Prorocentrales; Prorocentraceae
Source: the annotation of a GenBank genome assembly
CCUCCCUCCCCUCCCUCCCCUCAGGUCCCGCCCGCAGCCGUUUCGGUUUGUCCAAGAGUCUGGCGCGGCCCCGCUCCGUUUUCGGGGCCCGCGCCGCGGCUGCGGCGCCGGCAUGUCAUGGGCGGCGAGUCGCUUUCUCUCCGGAGACCGCACGGCAGAGUCGCCGACGAGGAAGCGCGGCUUCACCGUUUUCGGAGGUCGCCACGGGCGAUCCACGGAGAUGCCUGCGGACGACAGGUCUCCGUCGGAGAAGUCGAUGGUGAAUUCCAACUCGCUUGUGCGGGAAAGCCACGCUCUACAUGCAAGACCGGUGGUGGCGCCGGUUGUCCGUUUUCAGGUCUGGCUGCAAUCGCGCAUCCUGGGGCACAGCAUGGGCCACUGGAUCCUCCUGCUCUCCUCGGGCUUCACCCUGUGGCUGUGCGGAAGCAUCGCCUGGUACUUCUCCGGCGGGAACGGCGACUACAGGGCCUCUGGUUGGGAGAGCGGUGUCAUCAGCUACUUCUUGUUCAUAGACCCGGGCACUCAGACAGGCAUCGAUGCGUAUGACCCGUUGCAGGUGCAGACGGUGGCCGUCACGGUGUCUGUCCUCGGCUUCGUCUGGAACCUGACGGUCAUGGGCACGCUGGUGGAGCUGAUCCGAGAGACGCUCAAGCGCUACAAGCGGGUGUACCGGCACCUCCACCUCAGCGGGCACCUCCUCGUCCUCGGCUGGAACGACAAGACGUUCUUCCUGCUGAACGAGCUCCUCUCGGCCGAGCGCGACGCCGGGUUCCACGGCACUCGCAGCGGCCUCUGCGGCCGUCGCAGGCGCCGGCUGCAGAUAGUGCUGGUGGCCCCUCGCCCCGAGGUCGAGAUGGCGCAGGAGGUGCGCAUGUACUUCCACGGCACCAGCAAGGACACGAGGUGCAUCCACUUCUGGGACGGCGACCCCACAGACAGGAUCGAGCUGAUGAAGGUGAGCACCUCCCAGGCCGAGAACAUCCUCGUCAUGGGCUCCGACAGGCGCGGUGCCGACCAGGAGGUCAUCCGCACCUUGCUCGCGCUCGCCGCCCUCCCCGGCGGCCCCCCGAAGGGCCAGGUCUUCGGCGAGAUCCGCCACCCGGAGAAAAUGUCCGUCAUCGGGACGCUCCUGCCGACGGCGGAGGCCAUCGUCACGCGCACCGAGGUGAACCGUGUGCUCGUUCUGCGCGCUCUGGUGCCGUCGGUGGGGUUCUGCAUGAAGGAGAUGGCGACGUUCACGGAGGGCACCAACGAGCUGUACUUGCGGCCUGUGCCGGCGGAGCUCGUGGGGUGGAACUUCUUCGACGCCGCCCAGCUGUUCACCCGCAGCGUCGUGUGCGGCGUGAAGGCGGGCGGGGGGCCCCCGAGGCUCAUGCCCGAGGCGAGGACCGAGCUGCAGGAGGGCGACCAGCUGAUCACCCUGGCCCGCACGCAGGACGACGCGGACAUAUGGCAGCACGACGUGACCCGAGAGGGCUCGAAGCCCCUGCCGCUGCACGCGGACGGCGAGGUUCGGCGGACCGAGCAGAAGCACCUCACCGUGGGCUCCAGCGUCUCGACGUCGGACAUCCUGCAGGAGGACGGGCAGGUCAAGCUGGGGCCCUCGGUCGAGGGGCCGAAGAUCGUCCUGGUGAUAGGAUGCCCACACGACUUCCCAAACUUCCUGCAGAUCGUGGACUGCUACCUGGCCGCUGGCAGCACCGUGCACCUGCUCUCCAUGAGGGACAUGAGGUGGCGCGACGCGACCCUCAAGGCCUACAUGGGCGACGCGGGCGUCAGCGUGGAGACGGGCUUUGGGCUCGAGCGGGUGGAGGUGCACCACUACGUGGGUGACAGCACACGCAAGGGCGACCUCGCGCGGCUGCCGCUGGCGCAGGCCAGCUGCGCCAUCAUCCUGGCCGACCGCGCGGACGGCGAGGACCCGAUUGACGCCGACACGCGGACCCUCACCACGGCCAUCGCGCUGAAGGCACUCCUGGGCGAGCUGAGGGACAGGAAGCGCAAGUGCAAGAUCGCCACCGAGAUCUUGGACGCGGAGACCGAGAAGGUGAUCUCGAUCAACUCGAGCGUGCGGAAGACGGGCUCGUUCAUGUACACCCGAUCCAUCGAGGCCGGGCUCCUCGCGAUGGCGGUGGCGCAGAAGACCAGCUUCACCGUCGUGAAGCAGCUGCUGGAGCGGAGGAGCGCCGCCGGGUACAUCGUCGCGGUCCCGGUCGGCCGCCACAUCACGGGGAGCGAGACGCUGUCCUUCCUGGACCUGCGGGAGCGCCUGUGGCGGAGCUGCCGUGGCAUCCUGUUGGGCUGGAGGAGGCAGAGGGACCGCUACCCGAGCCUGAACCCGCCCGACAAGGCGGAGCUGCUCGACUGGGAGGACGGCAGCGGCGACGAGCUGAUCGUCAUGCGCCGCUCCGACGUCAUGCGCACCUCCGAGAGGCGCCUGUCGGCGGCCUUGGAGGACACGGACUGGGACCAGCCAGGGGAGUGCUCGUCGUGCACGCCGGUGGGCUUCGGAUCAGAGGAGUACGAGCUGGCCCCGCUGACCUUCGAGGGCGAGGCGGCCGCCUGCUCCGGGCGCAGACCGAGCAAGUUGGGCGGAGCCGCCGCGGUCACGCCUGUCCUCACUCCCACGGGGACAAAAGGCAGGGCGAGCAACUCGUCGAAGGGCUCCGCAGGGAGCCGCAGACCGAGUGGCGACGUGCCGGGCGCGGAGCUGCCAGGGCUGCAGCCCGGGAUGCUCGUGACACCCCCCGCGUAGAUCCUUGGCGCCGGCCUUCUCCCGCUCUCUCCCUGGGCAGUUUUUUUUUGUUCCGGCAGGGAGCAACAGGGUGCCUCGCCUGCCCUCGCAAUGCCGUCUUCAGAGUGCGUUGGCGUGCGAGCGUCUGGUAGUCAAUUAGAGCGCGCCGAUGCAGCGUCCAUGCGCGCCGAUUUGGCGUCGAUUCCGUGCAUUCGCGUCCAUUAGCGUCGGUCAGGGUGGAUUCGCAAGAGCCAGCCAGAUGGUUUGGGAGGCUCCCAUGAGUUGCCACCGAACUUUCCUUAGACAGCCUUUGUGUGUGUUUGCAGCGCCAGCACCGUCAGGGCGCUGUCCUCCUCCCCCUCCUCCUUCCCGGCUGCCCUGUUGAUCUCCCCCUCCUCCUCUUUUAGUCUCUCUUUUCCAUCCUCUACCGGCCGCAAUCGGGGAAGCACCUACGUACCGUCAGGCAGGCCUCCACAGCCUUGAUCGGCCUCCUCCGUCUCGUCUCACCACUCCACUACACAGCGCGCGCGCGCCGUUCAAUGCCUAGAAGCUCACUGUCUCACCUCGUUGUAUCUGUCGGUCGCGCGGCGUUCCGUCACGGCGUUAGGUGGCUGGAGUUGCCAUGAGCACCCGCUUGAGCCUUUUUUUUCACGCUGCUCGGACUUUGCUCGGAUGAUCGCAGCGUCUACAGCGCUUGAGCCUCCU